AUGAAGACCACGCGUGGGGCUGAGUCGGAGGCGAAGGCAGAGGGGAGUAACGGGAAGAGGCUGAAGGUGGAGGAGGCGCCCGUCGGCUACGGCUACCUGGGAGCGUUCGAGUUUCUGCCCCAGGAGCUGAUCGUGUCGGUCCUCGCCGCCGUGUCUUCCUCCGCGGACAAGCCCGCCGACCUUUUCUCCGCGAUGCUCACGUACGUGUACCGGUUUGGUUUGGUUUGUGUUGUGAUUUUUGGAGGGGAUGCCCGGGUUCUUGACGGGAUUGAUCGCAGGUGCAAGAAGUUCAGUAAGCUGGGAAAGAACCCGCUGGUGCGCAAGGUGGCGUCGGCGCAAUGCGUGGCCGUUCGCGCGGCCAGCUGGUGCCGCGACGCGUACCACUUCCUCUGCCGCUGUGGCAACGACGGCAACGCCGACGCCAACUACCUGCUCGGCAUGAUCCAGUUCUACUGCCUCGGCAAGCGCCCGCAGGGGUGGUCAAGGAUGGUGAAAGCGGCGUCUGCCCGCCACACGGAGGCGUUAUAUGCUCUCGCAAUCAUCCGGCUGAACGACAGCGGCGUACCUAAGGAGAAAAGCGACUACGCCUCCGGCGCACGCCUGUGCGCAGCCGCCGCGACCCUCGGCCACACCGGCGCGCUUCGCGAGCUCGGGAAUUGCAUCGUUCACGGCCUCGGCGUUCCCCAAGACAUCGUCUAUGGCUGCCACCUUACCGUCUGGGCCAACGUGCAGGAGCUGCACGCCAAGUACCCGGCUGGGCCUGAGCUGGACGCCGCCCUCGCCCACGUCCGCAGCGGCAAUGGCCCCACGUGCCUAACCAGCAACUUCGGAUGCUUUGCUGCCGUGCCGUCCGGCAGGUAUCUCUGGUCGCACCCGGCCAACAAGUUCCUGGCCGAGUGGUUCGCGGCGCACCCUCUGCCGCCACCGCGGGUGCAGCGGCUGCUGAUGUGCUCGGUGCCCACCUGCGGGCGCCCCGAGACGCGGCCACUCGAGUUCCGACGGUGUACCGUGUGCACCAUCGCACGCUACUGCUCCCACACGUGCCAAGCGCUGCACUGGAGGACGGGGCACAGCUCCGAGUGCAUCCCCAUGCACUAA
This is a messenger RNA of Phragmites australis (common reed), 1098 nucleotides long. RefSeq names its product F-box protein At5g50450-like. Gene Ontology annotation, molecular function: protein binding. Lineage: Eukaryota; Viridiplantae; Streptophyta; Magnoliopsida; Poales; Poaceae. The transcript is spliced from 3 exons. The record is from RefSeq and is a predicted model, not a curated record. The coding region runs from base 1 to 1098 and encodes 365 amino acids.